This is a messenger RNA of Sporisorium graminicola, 1104 nucleotides long. RefSeq lists its product as uncharacterized. NCBI's taxonomy places the organism in Eukaryota, Fungi, Basidiomycota, Ustilaginomycetes, Ustilaginales, Ustilaginaceae. The record is from RefSeq and is a predicted model, not a curated record. The transcript has a single exon. Bases 1 to 1104 code for a protein of 367 amino acids.
AUGACACAGCUCGAGCCCACGUCGACCAGGUCCACGCUGCCAGGCUACGCCCACAGCACCACCACUGUCGAGACGGUCCCCUCGUACCAGGCGGCAAACACCACGGCGCCCUUCCCUUCGCAGCUGCCAUGCACGCUCACCGUCAAGAACCUCGAUCGCAAGCGUGACCCCAUCCUCUUUGUCCACGAGGACCGCGUCGUCUUCGAGUUUGUCCAGCUCGAGCACUCGCGUGCCUCCACCUUCGACGACUCGCUCUACAAGAACCUCGUCGAGAACGCCGCGGAGAUCUUUACCAGCCCCGUCAAGCUCGUCGUCGCUGAAAAGGGACAGACGCCGUUUGCGGUGAGGAAGCACGUCGCCUCGUCCACGUACGAGGUCAUCCAGCUCGAGAACGACGGAGGCUUUGGCAAGUGCACCAAGAUCCCCACCAAGGGUCUGUUUAAGAGCAAGUACCACCUCGAGAGGCCUCCUCCUAAUGCUGUCGACGCCGACGCGUCCGCGUCGUCGUCGGGCACGCCUAACUCGGAUGAGGUCUACAUCAAGGGCUCCCUCAAGAGUCUUGAUGUCACUCUUCGCCGCAACGCUGACGGCCAAAAGUCGACGCUGGUCGAGCUGAUCAAAGGUGUCCACGCCACGGUCGCCCACUUUGAUUCUUCUAUCACCUCGCUGCCCUCGUCGCUGUCGGUCCCCUACCUCGUCGCUGCUCUCUUUGCUGCUAUUGACUCUCACCGCGAACAUUACCUCACCUUCACCACCGACGAGAAGCUCGAAGAGCUCCAGGCCAAGGUGCGCCCGUCGACUUGGGACAGCCUCUUCCUCCAGGCCGGUCAGACGAGCAAGAAGCAGAAGGAGUUUUCGCAGCAGCUCGAGACCGAGCGUCAGAGGGACUACAACGAGGCCGUGCACAACAGGAGCGCUUAUCCGGAGGGCAUCAUUCCGGCCAUGCGAUCUGCAUCCAGGCCUGCGUCCAGGUCCACGUCGCGUGCUAGGGGCGCGUCGAGGGAAGGCUCACGCACUGCCAGCCCGGCUCCGGGCCGCGCUGCGCUGCCCAAGCUGAAUGAUGCGGUCGAGGGCAACGUGGUGGAGGAGAGGGGUCGUCGCUAG